CCAAAGAGCAAGUGAUCGAAGGGAAGGAAGAAAACCAUGGCUGGUGAAGGAGAUCUGCAGCUACUGGGCGGGUCGGUGAGUCCGUUCACGCUCCGCGUACGCAUGGCGCUGCACGUCAAGGGCGUGAGCUACGAGUACCUCGAGCAGGACCUGGUGAACAAGAGCGACCUCCUCCUCGCGUCCAACCCGGUGCACAAGAAGGUCCCGGUGCUUAUCCACGGCGGUAAGCCCAUCUGCGAGUCCGUCGCCAUCGUGCAGUACGUCGACGAGGUCUGGGUGGGGGCGGGCGUCCCCCCGCUCCUCCCCACCGGCCCCUACGACCGUGCCGUCGCUCGCUUCUGGGCCGCCUACGUCGACGACAAGCUGUUCCCUGCGUGGCUAGCCAUCCUGCGCGCGGCCACGGAGGAGGACAGAGCGCAAAAGCUCGCCGCCAGGCUCGUGGUGCUCGCGCCCAUGGAGGAGGCCUUCUCCGCCUGCUCGCCCUUCUCCUCCGGCGGCGACUCCAUCGGGUACUUCGACCUCGCGCUCGGGUGCCAGCUCUUCUGGUUCGACGCGCUGAGGGAGAUGUUCGGCGUGACGGUCAUCGACGAGGGCAGGACCCCGCGCUUCGCCGCGUGGGCUGAGAGGUUCCUGGAGACGGAGGCGGCCAAGACGGUGAAGCCGCCCAUGAGCAGCAUGCUGGAGUUCGCCGGGCUGCUGCGGGCUCGCUGGGCUACUGCUGAUACCGCGGCCGCCAAGUAGGUGGCUCGGUGGAGCUUCUUGAUGUGAAGUAAUGGCCAAUGGUUUUUGUUUUAAGGUUGCAAUCGCGUGUCGUCACUUUUUUUAUUUUUCGACAUCAUCGUCUUUCGUCACUUUUUUUAGUUGUGUGACCCAUUUCAUCCUGUCCACUAUGCAAUAAAUGGUCAUUUGUUUUGGUAA
Molecule: messenger RNA, 918 nt
Organism: Triticum dicoccoides
Lineage: Eukaryota; Viridiplantae; Streptophyta; Magnoliopsida; Poales; Poaceae
Product: probable glutathione S-transferase GSTU6
Exons: 1
Coding region: 37-741 (234 amino acids)
Biological process (GO): glutathione metabolic process
Cellular component (GO): cytoplasm
Molecular function (GO): glutathione transferase activity
Source: RefSeq, a predicted model, not a curated record